GCACGAUCCGGUAGGUAGUAUUCUAGCCACUGCCAUCCUUAUUCCGACGCACAGAAAAUGCCGAGAUACGUCAGUGUUCCGUUUUCAGUUGUGACUGUCAUGAUUGGAAUUGGCUGCUCAGCCCAAGGGUACAUAAGUGGAUAUCCAGGAAUUCUCGGCCUGCCAGGCUUUGGGACAGCAGGCUUGUCAGGCGUCCCAGGUCUUCAAGGUGGUUUGCUAGGAAUUCCUGGUGUGCUAGGUGUUGGAGGACUCCCUGGCCUUGGAAGCCUCCCAGGACUCGGAAGCCCCACGGCACUCGGUGGCAUCGGGAGCAUUCCUGGUCUCGGGGGUCUUCCGGGCCUUCCUGGACUUGGGGGUAUUGGAGGUGUUCCAGGAUUAGGAGGUACUGGUGCUCUUCCUGGACUCGGCGGCAUUGGAAGUCUUCCGGGCCUUGGAGGCACGCCCGGAAUCGGCGGCAUAGGAGGUCUACCGGGAGUCGGGGGCCUUGGGGGUUUACCAGGUAUCGGUGGCAUAGCAGGUCUACUGGGAGUCGGGGGACUUGGAGGUUUACAAGGAAUCGGUGGCAUAGGAGGUCUACCGGGAGUCGGGGGACUCGGAGGCUUACCAGGAAUCGGCGGCAUAGGAGGUCUACCAGGAGUCGGGGGACUAGGAGGUUUACCAGGGAUCGGCGGCAUUGGAGGCCUCCCUGGCCUUUCAGGAAUUCCUGGGCUACCCGGACUGAGUCGGAGGCGAAGGUGUGCGAAGAAGGGCCACAUUCAGCAAGGUUGAUCGCACAUCUGCACGCUGCAUAAACAAUGCAUUGUAAAUAAAGUGCUCACUUUUACUGUACUGCCCUCCUCCGACGUACACCAGGAGAACAGAAAUAAAAGAGUCUCUAUCGUGC
Ornithodoros turicata is the source of this 883-nucleotide messenger RNA. RefSeq lists its product as uncharacterized. NCBI's taxonomy places the organism in Eukaryota, Metazoa, Arthropoda, Arachnida, Ixodida, Argasidae. The coding region runs from base 58 to 768 and encodes 236 amino acids. The transcript is spliced from 5 exons. The record is from RefSeq and is a predicted model, not a curated record.